Molecule: messenger RNA, 4329 nt
Organism: Pleuronectes platessa (European plaice)
Lineage: Eukaryota; Metazoa; Chordata; Actinopteri; Pleuronectiformes; Pleuronectidae
Gene: cnnm4b
Product: metal transporter CNNM4
Exons: 7
Coding region: 3-2396 (797 amino acids)
Biological process (GO): magnesium ion homeostasis; magnesium ion transport
Cellular component (GO): plasma membrane
Molecular function (GO): magnesium ion transmembrane transporter activity; sodium ion transmembrane transporter activity
Source: RefSeq, a predicted model, not a curated record
ACAUGGCGACGGACUGGUGCGGACCAGGGCUCACGGUAACUUUACUCCUCUUUUCGUGUGUUUUCUCGGGCAGCGAGGCCGCGGCGGUGACUCCGGAGCCGAGAGGGGUCACCCGGAUCCUCGGCUGGAGGCUGGAGAGCAGCGACAAGCCGGCCGGGACCACGAAGGAUGGGGAUAUCCAGGUGACCGAGGGCAGCGACAUCCGCUUCAGGUUCUACGGGCUCCACUUGUUCCCCAACAGCUCGGCGCUCAUCAGGUUCAUGGAGCUCGGCUCCAGCGAAACGGAGGAGGAAAUCCCUGGAGCUAACACGCCCUCCCCCAAUAGAACUUGUCCCGAACACACGAAGGAUAUAGUAGUGAAGGGGGGCAUGAAGUUCUGCAACCAGAGCAGCUCCGGGGUGGUCAGCGUCCAGAUCAAGCAGCUCCGCAAGAGCGAGAUGGUGAAGCUGUUCGCCCUGUGCGUCCGCGACCCGCAGGAGGACGACUGGUACCUGCUGGACGAACGGGACGGCCGCCUGCGGGUGGUGGAGGUGAAGAAGUCCCUGCUGCCCAUCUGGCUGCAGGUCAUCAUCAUCGCGUUCCUGCUGGUGCUGUCCGGCAUGUUCAGCGGGCUCAACCUGGGGCUGAUGGCGCUGGACCCGAUGGAGCUCCGCAUCGUGCAGAGCUGCGGCACCGAGAAGGAGAAGAAGUACGCGCGGAAGAUCGAGCCCAUCCGCAGGAAGGGCAACUACCUGCUGUGCUCGCUGCUGCUCGGAAACGUCCUGGUCAACACCACCCUCACCAUCCUCCUGGACGACCUCACCAACUCCGGGAUCGGCGCCGUGAUCGCCUCCACCGUCGGCAUCGUCGUCUUCGGGGAGAUCAUUCCCCAGGCGCUGUGCUCUCGGCACGGCCUGGCGGUCGGGGCGAACACCAUCAUGGUCACCAAGUUGUUCAUGCUCUUGACUUUCCCGCUGUCGUGGCCCAUCAGCAAGCUCCUCGACUGCGUCCUCGGCCAGGAGAUCGGCACCGUGUACAACCGGGAGAAGCUGGUGGGGAUGCUGAAGGUCACCGAGCCCUACAACGACCUGGUGAAGGAGGAGCUCAACAUGAUCCAGGGCGCCUUGGAGCUCCGGACCAAGACGGUGGAGGAUGUCAUGACGCCGAUCGGCAACUGCUUCAUGAUCCACAGCGACACCGUGUUGGACUUCAACACCAUGUCCGAGAUCAUGGAGAGCGGCUACACGAGGAUCCCCGUGUACGAGGACGAGCGCUCCAACAUCAUGGACGUCCUGUUCGUCAAGGACCUGGCCUUCGUGGACCCGGACGACUGCACCACCCUGAAGACCAUCACCAAGUUCUACAACCACCCGGUCCACUUUGUCUUCCACGACACCAAGCUGGACUCCAUGCUGGAGGAGUUCAAGAAAGGAAAGUCCCACCUGGCCAUUGUGCAGAAGGUGAACAACGAGGGGGAGGGAGAUCCCUUCUACGAGGUGUGCGGCCUAGUCACCCUGGAGGACGUGAUCGAGGAGAUAAUCAAAUCAGAGAUUCUGGACGAGUCGGACCUUUACACUGAUAACCGCACCAGGAAAAAGGUGGCGCCCAAUAAGAAUAAGCGAGACUUUUCUGCCUUCAAGCACGAGAAUGAGUCGAAGGUGAAGAUCUCUCCUCAGCUGCUGCUCGCUGCUCAUCGCUUCCUGGCUACAGAGGUGACCCUGUUCAGCCCGGCGCAGAUCUCCGACAAGGUGCUGCUGAGGAUCCUGCGGCACCCCGAGGUGAUCCAGGAGAUCAAGUUUAACGACAGCGACAAGCGCUCGCUCAGUCACUACGUCUACCAGAGGGGCAAACCCGUGGACUACUUUGUUCUCAUCCUGCAGGGCCGAGUGGAAGUGGAGGCUGGAAACGAGAACAUGAAGUUUGAGACCGGACCUUUCUCUUUCUACGGCGUGAUGGCGCUCAGUGCUCCCACACUAGAGUUCCGUUCUCCGUCUCACCUCAGCGGGUUGAACCGCACGGCGUCUCUGAGCGGAGCGGACCGGACCGAGUCGCUCUCCGUCAGCGGCAGCAACAGCCAGCUCAACAACAGCUUCACCUCGCAGCAGUACACGCCCGACUUCUACGUGCGCGCCCUCAGCGACCUGCAGUUCGUUAAGAUCACACGGACUCAGUACCAGAACGGCCUGAUGGCGUCCCGUCUGGACAGCACGCCUCAGUCCCCGGAGAGCGGCCACAACGCGGUUACCCUGGAUCAGACCGACCCCCCCGCCAGCGCCAACGCCACCGCCGUCACGUACCUGGCCUCGGACUCCACCGCGACGGAGAACGGGCCGGACGAGACCACGCUCCUCCUCCUCAACGAGCAGAACUCACCGCACACAGCCAACCACCACGGCCAGCUGGAACACAACAUUUGACCCCCCCCCCCAACCCCACGUUUGCACGCAUGCACAGCUACGCUCGGAUAUAUGCUGAUGAGGAGGAGAGGAGGAGUGUGUGUGUUGGUGUGUGUGUUGGUGUGUGUGUGAGAAUGGGAAUGCAGACAAAUGCCAGGGCCAGGCCCGGAGAAACAAGCCAUGUGCACGCAUAUCGUUGAAUAUGCAAGAAUUGAACACUACAGACAUGCACGCAGACAAACCAAAAUGCAUCCUGGGAACUCUCCUUGUACACUUUUCACAUAAAGAGACUCGCCAAACCACAGAACUCAUCUAGUUCACCGAAAUCAAAAGGAUAUCUGCAUCUGUGCACGUGUGUGUGUGUGUGUGUGUGUGUGUGUGUGUGUGUGUGUGUGUGUGUGUGUGUGUGUGUGUGUGUGUGUGUGUGUGUGUGUGUGUGUGUGUGUGUGUGUGUGUGUGUGUGUGUGUGUGUGUGUGUGUGUGUGUGUGUGUGUGUGCGUGCGUGCGUGCGUGCGUGCGUGCGUGCGUGUUUGUGUGUGUUCGCGUUCUCCUCGUGUUUUAACUGACGACAAAGAUCUGAAGGACCUGCUUCUUUGGACCAGAAGGCUCCUCCCCUCUCUUGUGAGAUUCGUCCUCAAUUUGUUUGUGUGUUUUUACGUGUGUGUCUUUGUGUGUGUGUGUUUGGUGUGUGUGUGGUCCCUAGUCAGACUCAGGGAGACUCUCCCUAGUACGGACAUGCAAGUGCAGCAGUGGAACGCCCUCACAGCUAGAAGACUAAAGACGACCCGGCAUGUCAGCGGAGCUCAAAUAACUAAUAUAUGAUCCAUAGACAUUUAUAGUCAGAUAUUUAUUCCUCAAAUCAAGUGUGAGACUGACACACAAGACUCCUACUGACUCUGUUUGCCUUCGGGUAUAGGGGAGGGGGGGUGGGGGAGGGAAUCGGGGGAGUGUGGGUGGAUUUCUACAAGAAAAGAAAUAUACACGCAUAUUUAUAUGUGAUGUGUAUUUAUAUAUAUAUAUAAAUUCCUUCUUGUUUCCUGUAAUGAAGCAGAAAGUAGCCCAGAGCCUUUAUCCCCCGAGUCGGUGGGAGAUUCAGCGAUAGACUGUAAUUGUGAUUAAGACAAUCAACAUGAUGAAUGUGUUCAAUGUGUAGGGUACGUUAACUGUGGCAGCCCCCCCCCCCCCCCCCCCCCCCCCCGGGUCACCUGACCUCUGACCUGAUGACAGAUCCUAAAAGAGGAGAUGGCAGAUUCAAGACAAAUUAAGUUUUUAUAGAGGUGAAAAAUGUUUGAUUUACUUUAUGAGAAACGGUGGUUUGUGUGUCUGUGUGUGUGUAUGUGUGUGUGUGAGACCAAAAUGGCCAUCAGCAGACUUGGCGGGAACAGAAACCAAAAGAGGGAACCUUGAUCGCCUCGUGACUAGAAAAUACUAUAAGAAAUCUGAGAUUUUAUUUAUUUGGUCGAACGUGUGUGUAAAUAUAUAUUUUUGUCGACGAGCUGGGGAGAGAAAUCAGAUUUUUAUUUUGCCUCAUUGUGAGAUUUUACGUGUUCCAUGUUCUUUUUGCAUUCAGUGGUUAUGUUUGGGGUUUUUUAAUCGGUUCUGGGGGAAGGGGUCACUCUCGCUUAAUGAGCAGCGACUUGACCGUGAGUCGUGGUUUUGUGUUUCUGCAGCUGAGCACACAACUCAACUCUGAUAACUUUGUCACUUUAAUUGGAAAAUAAUGUGUCUUAUUUCACAAAGAAUGGGUUAUUUCUUUUAUUUUUUAUUCUUCUGCUCACACUCCAGUUGACUGUACAAUCUGCUGAGAUUUUAAAUUGAACUUUAUCCCCAAGAAAUCUCACACAUCAUGUGUCAUGUAAUAGAUUCCUCUGAUUUCAGAGCCACAGAUAUUAGAUAUAUUUAUAAUUAAAUGUUUUCAGUGAUAUACAACAUGAGAAAUAAACCAUACAUCGAG